Messenger RNA from Acanthamoeba castellanii str. Neff, 942 nucleotides. RefSeq names its product carbohydrate esterase family 1 protein. The coding region runs from base 1 to 942 and encodes 313 amino acids. The transcript has a single exon. The record is from RefSeq and is a predicted model, not a curated record. Lineage: Eukaryota; Discosea; Longamoebia; Acanthamoebidae.
AUGAACAAAUUCACCAAGGGAGGCCAAGAGGCAGUGUUUCACCGCUGUGAUCAGUUUACCUACGGUUUCUUCCACACGUACGACAACCUGGCGCUGGGCGACCACCAACCGCACAAGGUCCACGUCCUCCUGCCGGCUGACUACGAAGAGAGUCAGCACAAGAGGUGGCCCGUGGUCUACUUCAACGAUGGCGACACCACUUUCUGGCCCGGCGGCGGCUUCCACAAGACCUGGAACGUGGCCGGCAUCAUUUCGGGCAUGGCAGCAAGCGGCGAGGUGGAACCCGUCAUCAUCGUGGCCGUGGUGCCGAACGACCGAGAGCACGAGUACACCGACGUCGAGUGGGCACCGGGCCGGGCCUACGGCGGCCUGGACCGCUACGCACAGCUGAUGGCCGGCCACAUCAAGCCGUGGGUCGAUGCCACCUACCGCACAGUGCCCCACCCCCGGCGCACCACCAUCGCCGGGUCGAGCCACGGCGGCCUCGCCUCGUUCUACAUCGCGGCCACUCGGCCCCAGAGCUUCGGCCUCUGCAUAGCCUUCUCGCCUUCCCUGUGGGUCGGUCAGAGCUACUGGCGCCUGGGCCUGGCAUCAUCGGGCGUGGCGAGUGUAGUGGAUCUGCUGGGCUGCCCUACCACUUUGGCAACCGGUCACGUGGUGCGGACCACCCUGACCGCGGUGGGCGAGCGGCCCACGAUUUUCUUUGGCGUGGGCCUGCGUCGAGGAGGCGGGUUCCACAACGCGUGCGUCGAGCGCUGGGCCACCGAGUGCACGCUGGCGGCGGUGGCGACGCUGACAGACUCGGAGAGCCAGGGCCACGCCGCGUAUUGUGAGGGCACGGACCUGUUCGUGCACAAGGACCCGAUCGGCGAGCACACGGAGGAGACCUGGCAGCGAUGGUUGCCCUACGCUCUCCGCCUCUUCUACGGCCCUCGUUCAUGA